Marchantia polymorpha subsp. ruderalis is the source of this 3999-nucleotide messenger RNA. NCBI's taxonomy places the organism in Eukaryota, Viridiplantae, Streptophyta, Marchantiopsida, Marchantiales, Marchantiaceae. The record is from the annotation of a GenBank genome assembly.
CGCUCCCGGAUUUCGACGGAGCGGAGCAGCGCAUGUCGGCUGGCGCCAGGUUCGGCGUCAGGCUCUCGUCGAACUGCAGAGCGAGUUCCAUUGUAGUCUUCGCAGGAGUGGGCGACGCCGAUCGGUGGGCAAUCUCGUGUUCAGUGCACGAAGGAAAAUCGCUCGUUGCGCUGCGGAAUAUUCUUCCCGGCGCCCUGCAUUUGAAGGGUUUUGACCAGCUGGGUGUUUUUUGGGACCGCGGAAAAAGGUUGCAAUUGUCGGAGGAGUUUGUUGUUGUCGUUUUGAGGCGUGCGGAGAUUUUCAGUGCUGCGGGAGAUGGAAUGGUUGAUGCUUCUAUGAUUUGGCUGCUGAAUUUAUGAGAAUUUGAAUCCGGGGUGUCGGUUCAAAGGAAGGAAGGAAGGAAGAAAAGUAGGAAGAGGGCGCCCGGGGAAGUGCGCGGUGGAAUGGAUAUAAUGGAGACUGCUCUGCUCGGAUCGGCAUUCGAGUCGCACAGCAGGGUUCCUGGCUUUCUUGACCGCCGCUGUAAUGGUUUUUCGUGCUUCCGUAGAGGUAGCUCAGGUGGUGCAAAUUCUCGUACUUUUAAAGUAGUGGUAUCCCGAGGUGGUGCGGAAUCGUGCCGACGUCAGGUUUUUGCGUCGCAAGUUGCUUUCAAAACUUGCAUUGAACUCCAGAGUGCGUUUUUUGGUACAAGAAGAUAUGAACGGAAGACUUCUGAGCGAACAGCUCAAUUUUCUGCACCCACAUUCUCGACUGGCAGGUGCACAUGGACAGGGGUCAGCAAGGGAGGUUUUGUGACAAAUGCAUUGGCUUCUUCCUUUCCUUCUGUUACUAAGGCCGAGAAAGCCCUGUCUCUGCCACUUGACUACUAUCAGGUCUUGGGAGCUGAAACUCAUUUUUUAGCCGAUUCUAUCGUUCGAUGCUACGAAGCGCGACUUGCACAUCCUCCAAAGGAAGGUUUCAGUCAAGAAGCACUUUUUUCUCGGUUGGAGAUUCUGCGUGGAGCACGUGAUACGUUGGCCGAACCUGAUCUUCGAGGAGACUAUAACCAAGGCCUUGUGGAGGAUGAAGCUGGUACCUUGGUGGUGGACGUUCCUUGGAGUAAGGUGUCAGGUGCACUCUGCCUUCUCCAGGAGGUUGGGGAAAUGGAGGUAGUUUUGCAGGCCGGUCAAUCUUUGUUGGAGGAGCGAUUGCCAAAGACAAUGCGAAGGGACGUUGUGCUAGCUAUGGCACUGGCGUACGUGGAGCUUUCUCGUGAAGCGAUGGCAGAAGCCGUUCCAACCGUCGUUCGUAGUUGUGAUCUCCUGGAGACUGCGCUUAAGCUAUUACAGGAAGAAGGAGGAAGUAGUUUAGCACCAGAAUUGCAGGAACAAAUUGAAGAGACAUUAGAAGAGUUAACCCCUCGGUGCGUUUUGGAGUUGCUCGCUUUUCCCUUAGACAAGGAACAUACCUCACAGAGGGAAGAAGGUCUGCAAGGUUUGCGAAGUAUUUUAUGGGCUGUUGGUGAGGGAGGUGUCUCCGCGCCUAUCAGAGGUUUUACGCGUGAGCAGUUCAUCAAAGAUGCCUUCUCUUACAUGACAUCAUCAGAACAGGUAGCAUUGUGGGAUUCGACUCCAGACAACGUUCCAGCAGAGAGCUUCGAAGUCUAUGCAGUUGCUCUUGCCCAUGUGGCGGAGGGUUUUACUGCGAAAAAACCGGUGUAUGUUGUCAAGGCGGAUGAGCUGUUUUGGCAGUUGCAAGCUUCGUUAGAAUCAGAUGGCGAGCCAGGUAGUCCAUUGGAUCAUAGUCUCGAGAGAGCUAUGUGUUGGCUUUUGAUGGGCGAGGUUGACCAGUCCAUGGCAUGCUUAGGUUUGCAAGACGGUUCAGAGCAGUACCGGGAUCCCGCAGUGAUUGAGUUUGUGUAUGCUCAUUCACAGGGAAGUGAGGAUGGGGAUUUGCUCCCUGGUCUAUGCAAACUUUUGGAGACCUGGUUGGGAGAGGUGGUCUUUCCCACCUUCCGAAACACAGAAAACUCCCAAGUUAGGCUUGGCGAUUACUAUGAUGAUCCUGAGGUCAUAACCAUAUUGGAACAGUGGGAGACAACAGCAGGUGGAUCUUCGACAGCUCUUUCAAGAAUUGGUUCAGCCUUAGACAGUAUCAAAGCAAGCGCCAUACAAACAUUGCAGAAAGUAUUUCCUCGCGGAAAAGGGGCAGAAGUGAAGGAAAAUACCACAACCAGUGCGUUAAGCCUGGGGGUUGAACAGGAUACGGAUUCACCUGAUAAAGAUUAUGAGCAAUAUGGGUACCAUCGUGGAAUAGGAGGUGAAGUAGACGGCUCUGAUAUGUCAGCGCCGUCAGGGUUCGUACCAUCAGCAACCAUGGCCAGUCCAAGGGCUCCUGGAUGGAGUGAAACAGAAGAGAAUGAUGGUUAUCCAUCUGGAGGGAAGACUCUGCCAUCACGGACUGUCGAUCAGGAGGGUUUGUCAUUAGUUCAGAUAGCCUGCUCUGGCAUAGUUUUUGGGGCUCUCGUCAUGACUGGAUUGAAGGUAUUGCCCUUGUGGUCUGGUUCUUCUAAGUUUGGCGCCAACGCACCAGCUGCUACGACGUCUCCCGUUUCAUCAGGGGUGGUCGAGGAACGGCAGGUGAAGGAAGUGACCAAGAUGGACGCAAGACUAGCAGAGGCGAUGGUCCGUAAAUGGCAAAUGGCUAAAGCCCGUGCUCUGGGCUCCAGCCAUUCAGUCUCGCACCUGUCGGAGGUCUUGGAGGGAAAGAUGCUUGAUAGCUGGACAGACCGUGUGAAUGAAGUCGCAAGGAACGGCUGGUUUUGGGAGUACAGGCUUGUGGGUCUGAACAUCGACAGCGUGACUGUGAGCGAAGAUGGUAGAAGAGCAAUUGUGGAAGCAACUUUGCAGGAAGCCGCACGCCUAUUCGAUAAUAAGAACCCAGAGCACAAGGAUUCAUACAGGAGCACGUACACUACGAGGUACGAAUUCCAGCAUGGAGAAAAAGGGUGGAGAAUUACGGGUGGAGUGGUACUGCGAUCAUAAGCAACUCAGGAAAGAAGAUUUGGACAUGCUAAAGGGCAGAAGAUGUACUUAGAAUUUUUGUUUUUUUACAAGCUGGGGAGGUGUUCAAGGAAGUGCACACCUACUCGAAGAAAAUGGCUGAGGGAAGCUAGGAUCACAGUCUUGGUCGUUGGUGGUGAAUUAUUUCAGAAGAGGAAUUGAUUAUUCCCUCAGCCUGAAGGUAAUUGACGAGCGGAAGCUGUUGUUGAGAAGUGUGGCCCUUGCUUUUGAGCUUCCCGUCUCGGCUGUAAAUUAACGAGGUAACUUUUUCAGGGGUUCCAGGGGGUAAACUAUCUGAAGGUCCAUCCGUCUCGAGGUGUUAGUUGACAUACAUGGAGUUGCACAUAAUUUUUUGGUCGGGUUGAAAGUCCACUUAGGGGAAGUCAACGAUUAUGUAUAUUACUGAUUAUUUGUUCGUUGAGGAGAGUUAAUUUUUAAGCUGCUUAUGUCAACACUAUUCUGCUGAGAGGGUAUGUCUUCUCUUGAGCCAGCGUAACUGUACCAUGUGUUUUCUGAGCUUUUAUUUAUCGGGCUUCUCGAUGUAAAAAAUUAGACCUUAUUUCGUCAAAAUAUACCUUUCUUAUCUGUUUCUAAGCGGUAAUGCCUCGAGAUUGAUUUUGAGUUCGGUAGUGGCUGUUUUUUGAAGCCUGUCGAUGUCAAUAUUUACGACAACAGUAGGUGGAAAUGGGUACCAAGACAUUUCCAUUGUACAAUCCUGGAUUCCAAUUUGGACUGGCUCGUCGUCGUUCUCAAGCUCACGGGGAAUUUGAAUGGUUCAGUCCUCGAUCUUUUUGCUAUCCACUCGAAUACGUUAAGAUCAUGUGUCAUAUGUGUAUCGAAACUCCUAUAUGGUGGCAAGUAAGUUGUAACACCUGAACAAUGGAGCAAAUAGUAGAGGGUAUGGGUUUUAGAUAUGGAGUAUGAAGCCAGGGCAUUCCAGACCUCUGGUUCAUAAGGG